UACGUAACUGGUUAGCCCUCGUCUGCAUUGCUAUUAACUUUAUUGUCUGUGAUACAAGCGAGUUUUGUUACAUUCUGUGUGUAUCAUUGUUUGUAAUCUAUGCCGCAAAAGUGACAGCAUAUUGUUUUGACUUUUGAUCAAAAACGUGAAUUUAUUGUAAUAGUUUUCAUCUGUUAAUACACAAUACAAUAUUAUGCAUAUCGUUCAUAUAACAGACUAAACUAGAAGAUGGCUUUUCAAUCAACAUUUUCGUCGCUGUCGCGGCUACCGACGGUAGAGCCGGAUUCCCUUGAAUUCCUGAUGUUUUCAGAUGAACACAUAAGAAAAUUGAGUGUUGCAAAAAUUACCCACAUACAGUCAUUCGAUUCUAUCGGAAACGCCACGAAGGGUGGGUUAUAUGAUUCCGCACUCGGUCCACUGAGAGACAGAAACGACAACUGUGAAACAUGUAACAAGCCUUUAUUGCAUUGUCCCGGACAUUUUGGACACAUAGAACUACCUCUGGUUGUAGUAAAUCCAUUAUUUAUAAAAAAUAUAUACACCCUAUUCCGUAUAAGUUGCUUGAAAUGCUUCAAGAUACAGCUAAAUGAUAGGCUUAAAUUUAUUCUAAAACUUCAACUUGACUUAAUUGAUGCUGGCCAUGUAACUGCUGCAUUGGAUUUAGAAAAUUUUGUGGGAGACAUAAUGGAGGGUAAAAAAGAUUCAGAAAAACCACACAAAAUAAUACGAAAAUAUCAAAAGCUUCUAAAGAAGAGAGAUGGCAUUGUAGAAACCUUCCAUAAUAAGAAUGUAGAUAGGAUAAGAUCGAGGAUACUAAAUGGGUACUUCAGAACAAUGAAUGUGGCCAAAAAAUGCAUAUUUUGUAAUUGUAAGCUAAUCAAAGUUACAACUUCAGAGAAUAAAAUCAUGUACAAUCUCGCCACAGAAGGUAAUACAAAAGGAAUCAAAAUCUUAAUGCCUGACGAGAUUAAAAGACAUUGCACAGCUAUUGCUGAGAAUAAUGAUGAUUUACUGCAAUACUUCUUCCCGGUCCUUAGACAUACUGAAACUAAUCCUGUCUCUGACAUGUUUUUCAUGGAACUCAUACCAGUUUUACCACCUUGUGUUCGACCAUGCAAUGUAAUGAGAGGGGAAUUAAUUGAGCAUCCACAAACCAAUGUAUACAAAGGAGUUUUACUUCAUUCAUACUCUGCAAGAGCUGUCUUGCAAGUUCUGGCAGCACCAGAUCAGCAAAAAGCUGUUGAUCGUCUUGAGCAACUACCAAGACAGGCUUAUGAGGCUGUGAAUGGUAAAACAGCAGCUGAAAAACUGCAUGUUGUGUGGCAAGAUUUGCAGAAAAGUGUCAACAAUUUACUUAGUUGUGAAGGUACUGGAAACAACAGUCAGGGUUUAAAACAGAUAUUGGAGAAGAAAACAGGCUUAAUAAGAAUGCAUAUGAUGGGCAAAAGAGUUAACUUUGCUGCCAGAUCUGUCAUCACACCUGAUCCAAAUGUUGAUAUUGAUGAGAUUGGUAUGCCUGACGUAUUUGCGAAAAAGCUUACCUACCCAGUCCCUGUAACUGAAUGGAAUGUUGAUGAAUUGAGGAAAAUGGUAAUAAAUGGACCUAAUGUACAUCCAGGAGCUGAGAAAUUGGAAGUAAAAAAUGGGAGAAUAAUUCGCAUCCCACCAGAUUCAAUUGUAAAGCGUAAAAGUCUCGCCAAAAGGUUGUUAACUCCUGAUGGAUAUAAGACUUCUGAACUCAAAAUUGUGCAUCGGCAUCUAGUUAAUGGAGACAUACUGAUUCUCAAUCGACAGCCAUCACUUCACAAACCUAGUAUGAUGGCACACAGGGCGAGAAUUCUGAAAGGUGAAAAAACUCUAAGAUUGCAUUAUGCUAACUGCAAAUCUUAUAAUGCUGACUUUGAUGGUGAUGAAAUGAAUGCCCAUUUUCCACAAAAUGAAUUAGCCAGGAGUGAAGCAUACAACAUUAUGUCCGUCAGGAAACAAUACCUUGUCCCAAAGGAUGGUACACCGCUAAGUGGGCUCAUUCAAGAUCAUGUUAUUUCUGGAGUGAGGAUGUCCUUAAGAGGAACAUUUUAUACAAAAUCUGAUUACCAACAACUUGUAUUCCAGGCUUUAGCAAACCAUAGAGGAAAAAUCAAGUUAUUACCACCAACAAUUCUUAAACCAGUUGUGCUUUGGUCUGGAAAGCAAGUUCUGUCAACUAUUAUAAUAAACACCAUUCCCAAAGGAAAACCUCUCCUUUCAUUGACUGGCAAAGCUAAGAUUAGCUCAAAAGCGUGGCAAUGUGAGCCGCCACGCACAUGGAAGGCCGGGGGAACGGUAUUCUCUGAUCCAAAUACUAUGACAGAAGCAGAAGUUGUUAUUAGAAAAGGAGAACUUCUGAGUGGUGUACUGGAUAAAACACAUUAUGGUGCGACACCUUACGGUUUGGUACAUUGCAUGUACGAAUUGUAUGGUGGUGACAGUUCCAGUGCAUUGCUCAGUUCAUUUUCAAAAGUCUUUACAUUUUACCUUCAGUGGAUUGGAUUCACUCUCGGGGUCAAAGACAUUCUUGUUGUAGACGAGGCGAACAAGAAAAGAGAUGAAUUCAUACGUUCGGUUCGAAAUGCGGGGAAGGGUGCCGCCGUCAAAAGCACUGAACUUCCAGAAGAUGUUGAUGAUGGAAUGUUAAAGGACACAAUCGCGGAAAUGUGUGCUAAAGAUCCAAAGUUUCGGACGAGUUUGGAUAGACAAUACAAAAACAUGCUUGACACUUUCACAAAUAACAUAAACAAGGUCUGUUUAUCAGAAGGUUUAUUGGAAAAAUUUCCAGAUAACAAUCUUCAGUUGAUGGUCCAGUCUGGUGCUAAAGGAUCUACUGUAAACACUAUGCAGAUCUCCUGUUUGCUUGGGCAAAUUGAAUUAGAAGGUAAAAGGCCCCCACUUAUGAUAUCAGGUAGAUCUUUGCCCAGUUUCCCUCCUUACGACGUCUCGCCACGAGCCGGAGGGUUUAUCGAUGGACGUUUUAUGACAGGAAUUCAGCCGCAAGAGUUUUUCUUCCACUGCAUGGCUGGACGUGAAGGUCUUAUUGAUACCGCCGUUAAAACCAGUCGUUCAGGUUACUUACAGAGGUGCUUGAUCAAACAUUUGGAAAGUCUGAUGGUUGCGUAUGACCAUACAGUAAGAGAUGCGGAUAAUAGCGUCAUUCAAUUUGCUUAUGGUGAAGAUGGGUUAGACGUAUUAAAGUGCCAAUAUCUCAAACAGGGCCAGUUUGAAUUCUUAGAUAAAAAUUCAGAUGCUGUCGUAAGCAAGGGAGUACUUAAGAAACUUAAAGAAGGCCUGGACGCUAAAUCUAUUGCUAAAUUACAAAAAUCUCUAAAGAAAUGGAAGAAGAGAAAUGGCAGCCCAUUCCAAAAAACAAGGGUUAGUGGAUUUACCCAGUUUUCUGCUUUAGCCAAGAAAGAUAUAGAGCUAGACGAUAUGCCAACAGAUAAAACAAGAGAUCCAUUUUAUUGGGAACUAGAAAAGCAAUGGAGAUCUUUGGAUGAAGAAGAGAAAUCUCAAUACGUAUUAAAAAAAUGUCCCGAACCAAUACCCAGCAAAAUGUCUCCUGAAUACAAACUGGGUGUAAUAAACGAACAAUUACAGGAUCUUAUUGAUAACUACUUGAAAACUAGAAAAAUAAGUGAAUAUGAAUACUGUACCGAUAGUGAUAAAUUCGCCGAAGUGAUGAGCGCAAAAUUCUUAGAAUCGAUGGCAGCCCCAGGAGAGCCCGUGGGAUUGUUAGCGGCUCAGUCGAUCGGAGAGCCCUCCACUCAGAUGACACUGAACACCUUCCACUUCGCCGGUCGUGGUGACAUGAACGUCACCCUUGGUAUCCCUCGUCUGCGAGAAAUCCUCAUGACUGCGUCGGCGAAAUUAAAGACACCCAGUAUGGACAUACCGUUCCUAGACCUGCCAAACUUAAAUAAGAAGGCCGAACGUCUUCGGCAGAAGCUAAAUAGAGUUACGGUAGCUGAUGUUCUGGAAAAGAUCGAUGUGCAGUGCCAGAUAGUAAUCAAUCCAGAGAGGCAGUUAAAGACGACGAUGCGUUUCACGUUCUUACCACACUCUCAAUACAAGUCGCAGUAUGCGGUAAAGCCGGCCCAGAUCAUAAAUCACAUGCAGAAGAAGUUCUUUGAUGAGAUGUUUGCGGUAGUGAGGAAGCAGGCUAAGACCACCUGCGGUGUGGUAUGGGCGACGGAGCAGAAGAAGCAACGGUCCCGCGCAAAUGAUGACGAUGAGACCGAGGACACGCCUGAGCUGCCCGAACCGGCUGAUAAGGGGGACGCAGAUAGUUCUGAUGACGAAGCACCUAACGAAGAUGAUGACAAUACCGCGGCGAAAAUCCGCAACAAGAGGACCGAAGAACAAGAGUACGAAGAUCCAGAAUCCGAAGAAGAGGAGAAAUCAGAUGACGAAGCGGAACUCGUCGACGACCAAGCGAAAGAGACGGACUUAGACGAGUCGAAGGACGUAGACCCAGACUCCAGCAAAAUCAUGUCCAACGUCGUGGAAAGUCUUAAAAGCGCCACCAAUUACACCUUCGAUACCAAAAAACACCAGUGGUGCGAACUCACUGUGCUGUUCCCAAUAUCAUUCCUCAGAGUCGAUCUAUCACAAGCUUUGCGGGAAGCAGCUGCCAAAUCAGUCGUACACGAAAUAAAGAACAUCAAACGAGCCAUAACCAACAAGGAGAAGAAUGUCCUAUUCCUCAGAACUGAAGGAAUAAAUAUAUUGCAAAUGUUCAAGUAUAAUAAUCUGUUGGAUCUAAAUAAACUUUACAGUAACGAUAUACACGCCAUAGCCAACACUUACGGCAUAGAAGCGGCCAAUAAAGUGAUAAUAAAGGAAAUUCAGAACGUGUUCAACGUCUAUGGUAUUACCGUAGACCCGAGACACUUAACCCUUAUAGCUGACUACAUGACCUAUAAUGGGAUAUUUGAGCCCAUGAGCCGUAAAGGAAUGGAGGCGUCGUCUUCGCCGCUUCAGCAGAUGUCCUUCGAAUCGUCGCUUAUAUUCCUAAGGGAUGCGGUAAUGAAUUCCAAGAAGGAUAAUCUGCGGUCGGCCUCCAGUUGUCUUAUGAUAGGGCAGCCUUGCCGCAGCGGCACUGGCAUGUUCGACGUGCAACUCAACAAAUUUGCGUGUGAUGUUAAAUCUAUCAAAACUUAGUUCAAGUUGUGACUUGUGACUAUAUAUUUUAUUCUAUAGUUAAGAAUAUUGUAAGAUUAUAGACAAAUCAAGCAUUUUUCCUUGUAAAAUGUAAUCAAAACCAUUGUUUUUGAAAUAAAACUACAGAAUGUUUUUGAAAA
Manduca sexta (tobacco hornworm) is the source of this 5333-nucleotide messenger RNA. It is a transcript of the gene RpI1, whose product is annotated as DNA-directed RNA polymerase I subunit RPA1. Gene Ontology annotation, cellular component: RNA polymerase I complex. NCBI's taxonomy places the organism in Eukaryota, Metazoa, Arthropoda, Insecta, Lepidoptera, Sphingidae. Bases 229 to 5193 code for a protein of 1654 amino acids. Gene Ontology annotation, molecular function: DNA binding; DNA-directed RNA polymerase activity. The transcript is spliced from 3 exons. The record is from RefSeq and is a predicted model, not a curated record. Gene Ontology annotation, biological process: DNA-templated transcription.